Molecule: messenger RNA, 1440 nt
Organism: Labrus bergylta (ballan wrasse)
Lineage: Eukaryota; Metazoa; Chordata; Actinopteri; Labriformes; Labridae
Gene: paqr6
Product: progestin and adipoQ receptor family member VI
Cellular component (GO): membrane
Molecular function (GO): signaling receptor activity
Source: RefSeq, a predicted model, not a curated record
AGACUGUCGACACACAAUUACAAAAGGGAAGGAGAGGAGAGGAGGGAAAGAAAAAAGGCAGAAAGCGAGCCACACGAUAAGCGCUGUUUCUCUUUCUAAACGGAGUUGUCCCGGAGAGGAGUACUUCAAAGCUCCGCAUGCCGGAGGGUCGCGUGUUUCCAGUGUGGCGGGGGAUCGGGGCCAGUGGUGGCAUUGCAGGCGGGUGGAGCGAGGGCUGGGGACGCAGCUUGCGAUGGGAGCCGGACAUUCUGGGACAGAGGGUCCGGAUCCCGGUGUUUGACUACCCCGUCUGGGUUGUCCUCUGUCGUGGUGGACAAGCGAGGCUGAGGGAAGUUUGUGAGAGAGGGAGGGGGGCCAUCAGACUGCCCGCAGACAUGCUGAGCAUCAAGCUCCCCGAGCUCUUUCACAUCCACCAGAUCCCCAAGGUGUUCAGAGAGGACAGCAUCAUCUCUGGAUACCGUCACCCGCGGAGCUCAGCGCUGGACUGCGUCCUCAGCAGCUUCCAGAUGAACAACGAGACCGUCAACAUCUGGACCCACUUUCUGCCAACAUGGUACUUUCUGUGGCGUUUCUUCGUCCUCUGCUCCACCCUGAACUUCCUGACCGACAGCUACACCUGGCCCCUGCUGGUGUACAUGCUGCUCAUCUGCAUCUACCCCUUCACCUCCAGCUGUGCUCACACCUUCAGCACCAUGUCCCCCGAGUCCCGACACAUCUGCUACUUCUUCGACUACGGAGCGCUCAGCCUCUACAGUCUGGGUUGUGCCAUAAGCUAUGGAUACUACGUCGUACCAGACAGCUGGGUGAACAGCUGGCUCCAUCAGCAUUUUGUCCCCAUCGCCGUGGGAAACACGCUUUUCUGCACCAGUCUGUCCUGUUACUCCAGGUUCCUGGAGCUGCAGUUUCCUCAGAGAAGUAAAGUUCUGAGGACUGGAGCGUUUGUCGUUCCUUUUAUAUUCGACACUGUUCCUCUCUUCUGCAGGAUCCUCCUGUGCUGCGGGGGAAGCUGCAGCCCGAGCGACGCCUUAUCCAGUCACUGCUACCACCUGCUCUUCGCCUUCCUCACCUGUUUCCUGUUUACAGCCCACCUCCCGGAGAGGUUGGCCCCGGGGCGCUUCGACUACUUUGGCCACAGCCAUCAGCUCUUCCAUGUCAGCGCUGGUGGGCACCACUUCCAGAUGGAGGGCGUGAUAGCAGACAUGAUGUCGCGGAGGGCGUUGCUUGUAGCGCAUGGAGCCACGCCCUCCUUCCUGGGCACCAUCGGAGCGCUGGUAGUCAGCCUCGUGUUGAACCUGGGCAUCAUCGCUUUUCAGCGCCCGCUGCUCUGGAAACCCUGCCACUCUAACUCCAACCAGCCGCACACAUCGACGAUGACGACGUGUGACCGCAAGGAGCAGUGACAGCGCGUUUUUUUUUUUUGUCCUCCAAUAUGGCUGCUUC